CGCGUGCGGUGACGUCACGGUGGUAAGAUGGCGGCAACAGACGGAGGCGCGUCGGGCGGCAGCGGUGAAGACGCGUUUCAAACCUAUUAUUCAGAGGUGAAACAGAUCGAGAAGAGAGACUCGGUUUUAACCUCCAAACAGCAGAUCGACAGGUUGCUGAGACCUGGUGCUUCAUAUUUUAAUCUGAAUCCGUUUGAAGUGCUUCAGAUCGACCCUGAAGCCACAGAUGAGGAGCUAAAGAAACGAUUUCGACAGUUGUCAAUCCUCGUCCAUCCAGACAAGAAUCAGGAUGAUCCCAACCGGGCGCAGCUGGCGUUUGAAGCGGUUGAUAAGGCCUAUAAGAUGCUGCUGGAAUCCGAUCAGAAGAAGAAAGCUUUAGAUGUGGUUCACGCAGGGAAGGAGUAUGUGGAGCACAUGAUGGCCCAAAAGAAGAAGCAGUUGAAGAAGGACGGGAAAGACUCAGUUGUGGAGGAGGACGACCCUGAGCUGUUCAGGCAGGCGGUUUAUAAACAGACCAUGAAACUCUUUGCUGAGCUGGAGAUCAAGAGAAAAGAGCGAGAAGCAAAGGAUAUGCAUGAAAGAAAGAGGCAGAGAGAGGAGGAGAUUGAGACGCAGGAGCGAGCGAAGAGAGAGAGAGAGUGGCAGAAAAACUUUGAGGAGACCCGUGAUGGACGUGUGGACAGCUGGAGACAUUUCCAGGCCAAAGGAAAAACUAAGAAAGAGAAGAAGAACCGAACCUUCCUGAAGCCGCCCAAAGUCAAAAUGGAGCAGCGAGAAUAAGACCCGCUUCUCUUCAUUCUGUACAUAUUAGAAUUGUGAUUCAUAUGUAGUAUACAAGAAAAGUCAUAGCAUGAUGUUGUUGUUUUUCUAACUCGUUUUAUUUUCUUCUGCAAAUAAACAUUUGUUUGUAGAUAUUUGCUGUUGUUAGUUUUUUAAUGUUGUCAACAAUUAAACUUUUGUUCCUGGUCUGA
Triplophysa dalaica is the source of this 971-nucleotide messenger RNA. RefSeq names its product DnaJ (Hsp40) homolog, subfamily C, member 8 (gene dnajc8). The record is from RefSeq and is a predicted model, not a curated record. NCBI's taxonomy places the organism in Eukaryota, Metazoa, Chordata, Actinopteri, Cypriniformes, Nemacheilidae. Gene Ontology annotation, cellular component: nucleus. The coding region runs from base 28 to 780 and encodes 250 amino acids. The transcript is spliced from 9 exons.